AUGAGCAGUAUGAGCACCCGUGUCUGCUGGACUGUUAUCACAGCUUCUGCGCCAGCUGUCUGCGGGGGCCGGACCACGGACAACCGACUUACCUGUCCUCUCUGUGGACAGCAGUCCAUUGUAAAGGGGAAUAACGGAUUGCCCCCUGUGGACCGGUUACUGAAGUUCCUGGUGGACAGUUCCGCUGACUCUGAAGAAGUCAUACAGUGUGCCAACUGUGACCUGGAAUGCAAGAAACAGGAUGGAGACCUUAUGUACUUCUGUAAUACCUGCAACCAGCCUCUGUGUGUUAAAUGCAGAGAGGAGACACACAAAGCCAAAAUGUUCUCCCGCCAUGAGAUCGUGACUCUGGCUAAACGAGCCAAGGACAUCCAUAAGAAGUGCCCAUUACAUGAGGAGCCGUAUAUCAUGUUCUCUACGGAGAAGAAGUCAAUGUUGUGCAUCAACUGUUUCCGUGACAUGCAAGUGGAGAGCCGCGCUCAUUGCAUCGAUAUUGAAACGGCUUAUGUUCUGGGAUGUGAAAAGCUGGAUCAAGCUGUUAUGACGGUGAAGGAGUUGCAGACUUCAACCCGAGAGGCGACUGUCCUUCUGAAGGCCAUGAUCGAAGAAGUCCGCAACAGCGCUGAGGAGGAGGAAACCUCAAUCAACACUCUCUUCAGCAGCAUGCAGAAAAAGCUGGCAGAACGCAGGAAGAGCCUCUUGAAAUUUGUCCAAUGUCAACAUGAAGAAAAGGAGAAGGCAUUUAAAGAGCAGCUCUCCCACCUGGCGUCUCUGUUACCCACCCUGCAGGUCCAUCUGGUCACAUGUUCAGCUUUCCUGAGCUCGGCGAACAAGGCGGAGUUCCUGGAUUUGGGUUAUCAACUAAUGGAAAGGCUGCAGAAAAUUGUGAAACUCCCAUAUCGCUUGAGACCAUCACAGAGCAGCAAGAUCAAUACAGAUUAUGGAGCAGAGUUUGCCCAUUGCCUGGAACCACUGUUGAUGCUGAACCUUCGCCGGGCUGGCAAUGUGAGCAGCAGUUGUGGAGGAGCGGGACAUGGAAAUGGAAGCAUUGGUCAAUGCUCAAAGACAUUAAUGAUGCCUGGGUGUUCCUCUUGUGACAAAAUUUCCAUCACUGGGUCCAUUGUCCGGAAACCCACCAUGCACCGAUACAUCAGCACCAAAGUCCUGCUGGCUGAAGGAGAGGACAACCCAUUUACUAAACAUUGCCGCAACUAUGAGGAUACGUACAGGAUCAUCCAGGCAGAGAUCCAGAAUCUGAAGGACCAGGUCCAGGAGCUGCACAGAGACCUGACGAAGCACCAUUCCCUCAUAAAGACAGAAACCAUGAGCGAGAUCAUCCAGAAGUCUCUGCAGGUGGAUGUGCAGAUCGCCUCCGAGUAUUCGUCUGUGGAAAUGAUGAGGACGGCAUUUGAGGAGAUUUGGGAAGAAACUUACCAAAGGGUGGCGAAUGAGCAGGAAAUAUAUGAAGCUCAGCUACACGACCUCCAGCAACUGAAACAAGAAAACAGCUACCUGACCACAAUUGCCAAACAGAUUGCGCCAUACGUACGAUCCAUCGCCAAGGUCAAAGAACGCCUGGAGCCCAGGUACGAAGGUUCACACUUCUCUGAUGGGUUUUUGGUUUAA
Staurois parvus is the source of this 1626-nucleotide messenger RNA. Lineage: Eukaryota; Metazoa; Chordata; Amphibia; Anura; Ranidae. The record is from the annotation of a GenBank genome assembly.